UCGAUUGUUUCUUUUGUGCCGUUUUACGCGCCAUAUUGUUUUUGUGCACGUACGAAAGUACGGAUAUUUUUGUAUUUUGCAGUGAUAAUCAUAAACCGUCAAAAUUUCGGCGAAAAUGAAUUACGGCAGGCCGCCGCCUCGCAUCGAUGGCAUGGUCUCCCUCAAAGUGGACAAUUUGACUUAUCGCACGACUCCUGAGGAUUUAAGACGAGUUUUCGAAAGAUGCGGCGAAGUCGGCGAUAUUUACAUACCCAGAGACAGGUUCACUAGGGAAAGCAGGGGAUUUGCUUUCGUUAGGUUUUACGAUAAAAGGGAUGCUGAAGAUGCGCUAGACGCUAUGGAUGGUCGCAUGUUGGACGGAAGGGAGUUGAGGGUGCAAAUGGCUCGUUAUGGGAGACCUACGUCACCUCAUAGACGUCACCGAGGUGGAAGAAGAAGGUCUCAUUCAAGACAUUCUCGUUCAAGGUCAAGGGGCAGGAGGUCGCGUUCCAGGUCGCACACGAGACGCUCGGGCAGCCGCAGUCGGUCCCGUUCGGACAGCAAGAGUUCCAGGGGCCGGUCCCGCUCGCCUUCCAGAGGCAAGGAGGAGAAACGGUCCAAAUCGAAGUCGGUCAGCAAAUCCCGGUCCAGGUCUAGGUCUUAGGUGUGUAGCAGUGUACGGGGUUUGAGCGUUGUUAGCUGGCGCCUGCUCUAAAGGUAUUUACUUUAUCUAUCUUACAACAAAAAAUCUCGUAAAAGCCAUAAAUCACCUCAGACCUAACCAUUAUUUUUAUUUAAAAAAAAACAAACAUUUGAUUUGCCAUUGCGUUUUGUUGUUUUUCGAAUGAGAAAAAAAGUAUUACAAAUUCGAAGGUAUCUGUCCAAAAAUGGAUUUGAUUUUGUUAAUAUUUUUAGCUUAGAUAUCUCGGCAAUACGUCCCUGCACUAUGCAUGGGACAAUUCUCUUAAAAAAAAAUGUAGUUGUAAUAUUAGAUUUUAGGAUAUUUUUGUAAUGUCUAUCAAAAUAUUUUGAAUUUUUUUGUUAAAUAGGCUAUAUAACAGUGUCUCUUCUUCUUUUCACAUUUUUAAAUUUUUGACUCAGUUUGAUUUUUCAUUAAACAUAGUUUUAUUGAUUCAUAAUGUGUACCUUAAGAAUGUUGUAAACUUCUCCACCCAUAAAUUUUAUUUGAAAAAGAACCGUUUAUUU
Molecule: messenger RNA, 1185 nt
Organism: Brassicogethes aeneus
Lineage: Eukaryota; Metazoa; Arthropoda; Insecta; Coleoptera; Nitidulidae
Source: the annotation of a GenBank genome assembly